AUGGCUCGUUUUGGGCCUGAUCACUUCCAGUGUACAUGUAUCCCACUUGGAUGCUCUACCCGACAGUUCAUCAGGGACGGCGAAACCCACUCUGGUCGCCUAUUCCAUCGCACAAACUAUCCAAGGCACUUGAUGGCUUCUCAAGCAUGUCCCGCGAACUCAUUGCAACAGUCUAGUGAGCUAACGGCUCAAGUCAACCCUGUCGCAACUGUUUGUCCAAGUAUAGGACACACUGCGAUGCAUAUCACUGCCCAAGUUCAGGCCGGUCUGAACACAGUCUCAAGGAAAAAACGUCACCGAUCGCCCAAUGAAUCAGAGGGACCUUCCACCUCUUCUAGUUUCCACCGCCAGCAACCAAUUCGGAAACAUCCUAGACUAGAGAGUAAAGAAAUCAACAAUAAUGAAACUGGCCAAUCUCAAACCCACGGAAAACUCACAAGUACCAUCCAAUAUGCGCACAAAUUUGACACCAGAGCAUUUUAUACCUCACGGACCCUCCUCCAGCACACCUCAUGUGUCCAAUCGAUGAUUCAUGUUUUACACAAUUAUAUCUUGAAGAACCAAGCCGUGAAUGCCUGCCAAACAUCCCUUCGAAUGGAACAUCACAAACUCCAGACUCUGCUCGCGAGAACCAAUGCUAAUUCUGAACCCAUCUGGAAAGAAAUUCCACUUACGGUUAAGAAGCUUGUCAGCACCUUUCACCUGGAUGUCCGUGUUUUGGAGACAGUAUCUUGUACGCUUUCGAUUCUCAUCAAGCAAACCUUCUCUCCCUCGUUUUAA
Molecule: messenger RNA, 780 nt
Organism: Melampsora larici-populina 98AG31
Lineage: Eukaryota; Fungi; Basidiomycota; Pucciniomycetes; Pucciniales; Melampsoraceae
Exons: 2
Coding region: 1-780 (259 amino acids)
Source: RefSeq, a predicted model, not a curated record